This is a messenger RNA of Plasmodium gonderi, 675 nucleotides long. RefSeq names its product SGS domain containing protein. The transcript has 9 exons. The record is from RefSeq and is a predicted model, not a curated record. Bases 1 to 675 code for a protein of 224 amino acids. Gene Ontology annotation, molecular function: protein-folding chaperone binding. Lineage: Eukaryota; Apicomplexa; Aconoidasida; Haemosporida; Plasmodiidae.
AUGGAUAAUGAAUCGCAUAAAAAUGAAGACGCAUACACAAAUACAAAAUAUGAAAACAUCUUAAAACUGAAAGAGACCAAAACAAAGCUUAGUGAGAAACUCAUAAGAUAUGACUGGUCUCAGACAAGUGGAAGAAUAUUUGUAACUCUGUACAAAAAGAAUCUUGAUGAAGACAAUUUGCUUUACUACAUAAAAGAUGGUUUUUUGGAAAUACUCAUAAACAUGAGUGAUGACGAGAUAUAUCUUCUGGAAAAACGUCUCUUUUCGAAAAUAAUUCCAAAUCAGACAAGGAUUUGCAUAACACCCAUGAAAAUAGAAAUCAACCUCCAAAAGGAACAAGAAGACCUCGAAUGGCCUCAACUGGAGAAAAACGCAGAAAAAGAAAAAGAAAACAUGAAUGGAAUAUCCAAAAAUAAAGAUAACCUCUUAAACCCAUUCAGCGGAAAAAGUACCCACGAGUGGGACCAGCUAACCAAGUCCAUAAAGGAAGAUGAAGAAGAAGGAAACAUCGACACGUUUUUUAGAAAAAUAUACAAUGAGGGAGAUGAUGACACGAAGAGAGCCAUGAUUAAGUCAUUCCAAACGUCCCGAGGAACCGUUCUCUCCACCAACUGGAAAGAUGUUCAACACAAAAAUUACGAAAAAGACAAGUCAUUAACAGAGGAAAAAAAAUAG